Molecule: messenger RNA, 1177 nt
Organism: Spizellomyces punctatus DAOM BR117
Lineage: Eukaryota; Fungi; Chytridiomycota; Chytridiomycetes; Spizellomycetales; Spizellomycetaceae
Exons: 1
Coding region: 15-1016 (333 amino acids)
Source: RefSeq, a predicted model, not a curated record
CUCGGCAGAGCACAAUGCAGGACAUCUCCCCAAACUCUUCCCGGUUCGCCCAUACGCUAGCGGCCUUGUUCCCUCCUAGAAAGGUGUUUGUGAGAUUGUCAUACUUGCAACAGUCCUACGAACGCACUGCUGGGGAAGGAAGUUGGUCUCGGUACUUCAAGAGCUGGGCAGAUUGUGUCCAGACCGCCUGCUCACAACCGUCCAGCACACUCCGUUUCGUUCAGAUCAAGGAUCAAAGUGGGAAUGGGCGAGAAGCAUGGAUCUGCUCGCUGACACGAUUGGGACAUGCUGGUUUGCACGACAUUGUCGAGCAUACACGGCGAAUGGAUAUUGCGGUGCUGGCAAAAAUGUGGGCAAUGAGGCAAUCGGAACACGUGGACCCAUAUCCUGACUCGACAACCAGUUCUGAGCUGCAUGAGCUGCAGAGAGUGCUGCGAAAACACGAGGACUGCUGUGAGGUCUCAUCAAAAGGAGUUAGGAUCAACAAUAUCGACGACCAUCGGCGCUCGGUUGAUGGGGACGCCUAUCAUUACCGACCCAGCAAAUCCACUCCCCCGGUGUCUUCUCAGCGUGACCCAGAUGAUGCUGCCUUCAAACGAAAGCGCGUGAACAGCCCGACGAGCAUGUUAGAGACAUUGUCAAAUAGUCGAAGACAAUCACGAUCUGCCUCACCCGUUCGAGAACCAAAAGCAAAACGACGCUCAGAAAGUUCUUCGUCAAUAUCAGCUUCAAGAGUGAAGAAGGAACCAGUGGAUUUAUUCAAGUACACACCCUUUUCUGCACAAACACACGAAUCGCCCUCACCAGCGUCGACUACAAUUAAAGUCAAAAUUCGCGAGCAACCACCAGUCAAAGAUCCAGAACUAAUCAAAGCUUUUCGGGUUUUGUAUGGAUGUCAUGCAACCGUUGUUCAUCCACCGGGUACCUCCUUGUUCGGAGUGACGAAUCCACUCCUAAGGGGCGUUGGUGGCCUUAAAAACGUCAGUGGGGGAAAAGGCGGUGCAUGGGCAAGUUGAGAGUCGUAAUUAAUGUCCGAGUUUGUUUUCCUUAUGUAUAUUAGAAACAAAUGCGAGGAAUGUACAUGCAAGCUUUUAUUUCGUCGUAUGGUCAUCCACCUUGAAGCUUAGCCCGGCGACUGGAUGACACAUGGACCCACGUGAUCAACUGACCACAAUCG